AUUAUUUUCUGCAGAUUGCAUCGUGUUGGUAAAAUCCACUACAUAUUCUAGUAUCUGCAAUUUGUCUCUCAACCCUUGUAAUUGAGGAAGCCCAAGUUCUGAACCAGCUGAUUGGAUCGUUUUUGGUGUUUCUAUUCCAUAUUCUGCACUUUGCAUUCUCAACCUCCUUCAAAAACACUCGAAUUGAUCACGAAACAAUAUAUAGUUGCAUGCCGAGAAGGUUAUUGAAGUGUCAUGCCCCUUGCACACACACCCACUCUCAUUCUGCAUUAGGUAAAAAUUCUUUAAUCAUAGCUCCAAAGCGAAAGAUCUUCAAAAAGCGACGUUCUCCGUAUUUGCUCAGAUCUAGAGCCAUGUCCAAAGAAAAUACUGCUACUAAUUCGGAAAAAUCAACUGUUGAUGAAAGGGUUGAUAAACUAGAGGCUACAAUGCAAGCUAUGGCUACGACUCUUCAAGCCAUCAGUCUCACUUUGUCAAAUCUGACCACUAGUUUUGUUUCUUCAUCUGCAGCCUUGGUGCCUACAACGCCUGCCUCAUCUGUUCUUAUUCCAUCAUCUACCAUUGCACUGGGUGAUCGUGCUAAGGCUCCUAUGGUCACACACUUACAGUUUCCUCCUAUUUAUGAGAACCAACCUUUAGUGGGGGAGUCAUCUUCACAUGCACCACAAAUGUCACCUGUACUUGUGGAAACCUCACACCUACCACUCAAGAUGAACAACCCUAUCUUGCCCACAACUACACCCCUUACCUUUAACAUGCCACCUGUGAUGGGACAAGUGCCAGCUACUCAACCCACCCCCUCGGUUGAGAUGAUGAGGCCUGUUUUAGAGGACAGGAGCUCAAGGGAGGUAGAUCACAAGUUGCAACAAUUAGAGGAGGCUUUGAAGGCGAUGCAAGGGCCACAGUCUUAUGGUUCUAUUGAUUUAGAUGAUCUCUGCUACUAUCCAGGAAUCCGGACAAAUUUCAAGUUCAAACAACCGGAUUUUGAGGCUCAGGUUGUCCUUAUGCUCACUUGCAGAUGUACACCAAGAAAAUGUCACCUUAUGCUAAUGAUGAGAAGGUGCUCAUUCAUUACUUUCAAGACAGUCUGUCAGAGAGUCACCAAGAAGGGCAAUGAGACUUUCAAGGAGUUUGCUCAACAAUGGAGAUCUGAAGCAGCUAAAGUCAUCCCACCUCUCACUGACAGUGAAAUCUGCUCUCUCUUUCUCAAGUCGACUACCGAGACCUUCCGUGCAUGUGCAGGAUCUACCUUAAAGAAGUUUACACCCGAAGGAAAGAAAGAAGAUGAAGAAGCUUUCAAUCAUAUUUCCACUUGUCAUGCAAAACCAGUUUAUAAUGUGGCAAAGAUUCCUUAUAAUCGGCAGCCUCAAUUGCAAUACGCUCCAGCCUUUAAGCCUACCACCCAUCCUCAGAGGAGACCAAACUUUAAUACUCAAGCUCCGACUAGGCAACAAUUCCCAUCGACUAAUAGGCCAAGGCAAUUCACCAAGCUUCCAAUCCCUUACAAUGAGCUUAAAGCUAAGGAAGCUGAGAGCACUCCGAACAUCACUCAAAAUCCUUUACCCCCUCAUGAUGCAGGCACAAUGAAUAUGGUCGCCCUUGAUGAAGUUGAAAAGCCCGUGUUGGAUAAUGCCAAUUUUUGGUCUUUUGAUGAAUUUUUUGCCAUUUUGACAAAGUAUGAUUUGAUUCAACCGAUUGCGCAAAUGAGUUUGAAUGUUUCACCUACGAUGAUUGAUGAUACCUUGGUGUGUCCUUACCACUCCAAUACAAAGGGGCAUACUUUGCAAGAUUGUGAAGAUUUUCAGAAAAGGGUUAAGGAGUUGCAAGCAAUGAGAUCUUUGAAGUUUAUGUCUGCUCAAGAGUCAGAAAAAUGCAUUGCACAGUUUGAGGAAGUGGCGGUGGAUGAUAUCACUGAUGAAAUCUGUUCUGAUGAUGAGGAAGACUAUUUUGGCUUCAACAACCUCUUUGGGCCAACCAACAUGACAGAUCCUAAGGAGAGGUGGAGGAGAAUGCUCGCUGAAAAGGCGUUCAUGGAGGGGCACCCCAACUUCCAUCUUGUUCAUCAUGCGAAAGCACCAGUGGGUUCACAUGAGUCUAUGCUUCUUGGAACAAGGGAAGAAGAAUCAUUAUGUGACUCAUGGAGAAAUUUGACUAUAAAUGCUUUAGAUGAGGAGGAAUUGGAAUUUGAUAUGGGAGUUUCACUAGUCAAUGGAAGCUUUCGGGCUAAUUGGAUAGCAAAACUUUUCCCUGCAGCUUUCAUCUCUGAGUAAAAGGAGUCAGCCUCUAGUAGUUUUGCUUGUGACUAUGUGAAGGGAGGGAUUCCACAAGCACCUUUAUAUUUUCUGAAAUUUAUGUUAUCAUGCUUCUAGUAUUCCCAUGUCCUUUUCAAUGAAAUAUGUUGCAAUCC
Molecule: messenger RNA, 2407 nt
Organism: Rubroshorea leprosula
Lineage: Eukaryota; Viridiplantae; Streptophyta; Magnoliopsida; Malvales; Dipterocarpaceae
Source: the annotation of a GenBank genome assembly